This is a messenger RNA of Ruditapes philippinarum (Manila clam), 2259 nucleotides long. RefSeq lists its product as uncharacterized. The transcript has a single exon. Gene Ontology annotation, molecular function: protein binding. The record is from RefSeq and is a predicted model, not a curated record. The coding region runs from base 1 to 2259 and encodes 752 amino acids. Gene Ontology annotation, biological process: signal transduction. Lineage: Eukaryota; Metazoa; Mollusca; Bivalvia; Venerida; Veneridae.
AUGAUGGAAAAAAUAAAAAGACGUUGUGUUGAAAUACUUGUUAUCUUCACUGUCUUUGUGAAACUUGGGAGUACGGAUAGGAUUGUCGAACAUUGUAACGAAGUAAAGAGUACAAGUGUGAUAUGUAACUAUAUUCCAACGACAUUGCCCAGACUGUACAAACAUGUCCGUAUUGUAGACUUGGACAGAAAAGGAAGAGAAUUCACAAUAAAUAGUUCCAGUUUUAUUCAUGAAAGCUGGGCUAAAGUUCAAACAAUCGAGUUCAAUGGCACAACAGAACAGGGCGAUACUUCUUGGUGUACCUUCUCACGAGAAUGCUUUAAAGGAUUAAUAUCAUUAAAAGAAAUGAAAAUCCACGUCGGUUGUUUUGAUCUUGAUGCAUACGCUUUCGUCGGUUUACAAGCAGUCCAUACAUUAGAUGUAAGCAAAUCUCAUCGUCUAUUGAUACAAACUUUGCUAAAAGCUCUGGAAGUGAAAAGUGCUUUGCCGGCAUUACAGACUCUUAUCAUGUCUGAUAUUGGCACUUAUUGGAGCAACGCUAAUACCAUUAAUCAAAAAGAUGUGGAUUAUAUUGUACCGAGAAAUAUUACAAAAAUUGAUUUAAGCGGUACCCAGAUGAACUUCGUCAAUAUGACCGCGAUUCAUAAAACACUCCACACUCUAGAAAGUUUAAAUAUGUCAUAUACAGUUAUAGACAAUGUAUGGACAGAAAAUAUCGUUGAACAAGGUUUGCUAAAUUUGAUGGUUUUUGACCUGGCUAAUUGUAUCCUACCAGCAAGAGCAAUUCCUAAUUUUCCAGGGAAAUAUGUUUUUGCCAACAUAGCAAUUAAUAUUUCCCAAAUUAAAAAUAUUGAACUGAACAAAAUCUUUACUAACCCUUUGAUUUCGAAUCUGAGCGGGAUAAUCCCUUCUGCAACAUCAUUUUGGGGUUAUAACAUUACAAUAACCAUUGAUGAACCGCAAAACUGGAAGGUAAAAGAGCUGAUUUUAAGAAAUAACAAUUUAAGAUACUUAGAUGUUGAUUUUGUAUGUCCAGUGUACAAAUUAAGGUCUGUCUUACAUAUUGAUUUAUCACACAAUGGUUUGGAAAUGGUGUAUCCUUGUGAGUGCAUUCCUAAUCUAGAAACAUACAUUCUAUCUAAUAACAAAUUGUUUGAAAUGCUAGGGAAAAGGUCGGACCGUUUUGGAAAGUUGCUUGCUUCUUAUAGUAAACUACAUGUUAUCAACUUAGCAAACAAUCGUCUUGGAGAAAUUCCUAAACAUAUGUUCAAGCAUAACAAAGAACUUGUUAAAAUUGAUCUUUCUUUUAACCAACUUGAACAGUUACACUUUGAUUUUGUGGACUUGCAUUAUCUACGUGUUUUAGAUGUUAGUAACAAUAACAUAAAAGUUCUCGACGAGAUAUCCAUUAACAACCUUAAUGCAGUUCCAUGUGAAAGUUCGAACAUAUAUGUGGACGAUCAUUGUAUAGUCGUAAUGAAAUCAAAUCCAUUGCUUUGUUCAACAUGUGACUGCAAGUCGUCUAUCCAAUGGCUCCUUAUAUCAAUGGAGUUCAAUUUGGAACAACAGGCGUUGGUUUGCAUAUCCGAUGAUGGCACAUUUAGAAAAAUCGAAAAAUCGGUUGUAAAAAGAAUUCAGAAUAUAUGUAACAGAAAACUUGUCAUCAUUACAUCCACUGUUUGCAUAAUAGUUACUUUUAUGACGCUGUGUAUAAUUGGAAUAAUACUUCACCGAACAAUGAGAAGGCUGAAGCGAAAGAGGAAGAUGGAAAAUGUUUUAGCCAGAUUGAAAGAAGGUGAGGGACAGUAUGAGUUUGUUGCUUUUCUGUCAUACAGCAGUGAUGAUUAUCAAUUUGUACAUGAUCACGUGAUAGACCAACUGAACGAGAACCUUCAAUUGAUCAUUGAGACAGAUCGAAGACUUUUGUGUACCGGAGACCAAGAUGUUCGCCUUGGAUUCAAUGUUCCUGAUGAAACAGUACUAUGCCUGAACAGAGUUUCCGUGGUCAUAGUUCUUGUGUCAGAUACAUUUUGUCGGAAUCUUUACUGUAAAAACGAGUUUGAUCAGGCAUUUUUACAGCAAAAACCCAUCGUUUUCAUGCGAUUAGGAAAUGUAGACGAGCAGUUAAUGAUGCCAACUUUGAAGAGUUUGUACAAGAAUGGCGCCAGCAUUCUUUGGGAAUUUAAAAAUGGAGAGCUUGUACUAAAAGACACAUGGGAAAGUGUAUGUUCGCUUGUGCUGGAAAAGGUGCAGGUUUAG